UUCAAUUAUGAUAAAAUUAAUUCUAAUUACCUGUUUGAUUGUACUUGCUAACUCAACCCAAGAAUUUAGUGGUAAAAAUUGGGUUGUCCUAGUUGUUGGUUCAGAUAGUAUUACAGAUUAUCGACACCCGGCGGAUGUAUACCAUGCGUACCAAAUAGUACGCGCGAACGGUAUCCCCGAUGAAAAUAUAAUUGUCAUGCAUUACGAUGAUGUCGGUAAUAGCAAGUACAAUAAGUAUCCUGGUAAAGUUUUUAACGAUCCUAACAUGACUGAUGUCUAUCAUGAUGUGCCCAAAGACUACACUGGUAAAGAGGUUACACCGGAGAAUUUUUUAAAAGUUUUAUCCGGGGAUAAAGAGUUAGCAAAAGCAGGCAAAAAGGUACUGAACAGUGGCCCUGAUGAUCAUGUGUUUGUGUUUUUUGAUGACCAUGGAGAUAAUGAGGCCGAGCCACUAGUGAAUACAUUGAAAGAAAUGCACGCAAACAACAAAUUUGCCAAGCUUGUAUUUUAUAUUGAGGCAUGUUACGCAGGUUCAAUGUUUGAAAACUUAUUGCCAAAUAAUAUCAGUGUCUACGCAACUACGGCGUCCAACUCACGCGAGUCAAGUUGGGCAUGCUACUGGGAUAAUCCUAUUCUAGAUCCAUUAGCUGACGAAUACAGUGUACGCUGGAUGGAGCAUGCUGAAUUAUCCAUCAAUGAUAGUACCCUACAGAGUCAGUAUGAAUUCAUCAGGGACCAUACACCAAAAUCACAUGUUAUGCAGUAUGGCGAUCUAUCAAUAGCCAAGUUACCAAUGUCUCAGUUUUUAGGUCAACGUACACCGUACACACCAAUUAUUUCUGAGCCUGGUGUAAAAUGUAAAUAUAGUUUCCCAAACAAUGAUGUCCCACUAUUUGCGACUAAAAUGAAAAUGGAGCACGCUACAAAUGAGAUUGAAAAGGAAAUGUAUCGCCAGGAAUUAUCUCAAAUAAUGGCCGGCAGACAAUAUUUGGACAAUCAUUUAUCGGCCUAUAUAAAGGGUAUAGGUCAUUUAAUUAACACAGAGUCACCG
This is a messenger RNA of Oppiella nova, 1051 nucleotides long. The record is from the annotation of a GenBank genome assembly. Lineage: Eukaryota; Metazoa; Arthropoda; Arachnida; Sarcoptiformes; Oppiidae.